UUGAAAUCUUGAAUUCUCUCCAUCUUCUUCUUGAUAAAUGGCCUGAUUUACGGGUCUCUAUCUGUCCUGCUAGUUUUCGACAAGGAGGCUUUUCUACUGCUAGUUUGAUGGCGAACCCUGCUCAUAGUUCGUCUCUGAUUGCCUUCAUUUGAGCGGAUAUUUAACUCCACAGCUGAAACACGUCUUUAUCCGAAAAUGCAUGUGGGCUUGGUGUAUUUUUGAGAAACCCGAUAUUAGCUGUGUAGAGUUGGGUAAAGUCUAAUUCUGGAUAUUUUGCUCUGAAGCUGGGCAAUUUUAGGUGCCGAGACUGUGGAUUCAAAAUCUUGAAGUAUGGAAUGCCAGAUACUAUUAAGUACUGGAGUGCGACCAUUCUUAGCAAGAUGGAACUCAAACAAAGGUCUCAAGAAGUUGGUGAGGCUGAAUCAAGCUUCUAUUCGGGAAAACGCAGCAAAUAAAAUAUCCUGGAAAUUACGUUGUACGCCAGCUAGUUUGGAAGAGGAAUUUUCAGCAUUGCAGUCACAGGAGUUUACAGAGGAUGAUGAGACUGACGUGGAAGACUUGUCUGAUGAAGCUUCUUCAAAACCUUUGAGUAGUGAGGAGUUGAAGGCAUUGCUUCUUGAUUCUGAAAGAUCAAAGAUCAUCAAGAAACUUAGUGAUGCUAAUCAGUACAAUCGAGUUCUGAAACGACAGUUGCAAAGCAAGGAGGAUUCGUUGGUUAAUUUUAAAAGUGAACUUGCUGUUCUGGAGCUGGAGAUUCAGGCAUUGGUCAGUUUAGCUGAAGAAAUUGCUAAUUAUGAAAUUCCAGAAGGUUCGAGGAAGAUACGUGGGAGGUACAUUCAGUCUCACCUCCUUUCAAGGCUAGAAGCUGUACAAGAAAAAUUGAGGGAACAGACAAAGGAUGUGGAUGCUGCUCAAUCCAAAGAGGUUCCUUUAUAUUGGUAUGGAGUGGCAGAGAGUGUACAAGUAAUGGGUUCCUUUGAUGGAUGGAGUCAAGGUGAGCACCUAUCACCAGAGUACACUGGUUCUUACACGAAAUUCUCCACGACAUUGAUGCUGAGACCUGGAAGGUAUGAAAUUAAAUUCUUGGUUGAUGGAGAAUGGAACUUGUCGCCAGAAUUCCCUACUAUUGGUGAAGGGUUGAUGCAAAACAACUUGUUAAUCGUGGAAUAGCUUCAAUUUGCCGACUUGGCCGUAUUAGAUGUGUUAAGUGCGAAACUCUUUUGCCUAGAAAAUUGUAAUCAAAUGAUCUUCUUAGAAAUCUUACUCUAUUUGCUUCACCAAACUGCGGAUGCAAAAUGCCUCUGGACUCCAUUUGCUUGGUGUCAUAUGUUUCCUUUUGGCUUAGCUCAGGAAAAGAAGAAUAAUAAUACUGGCAAACUAAGGAACAACGGCAAAAGAAAAAUAGGAAGAAGGCCAUUUUUAGAAAAAUAACUCUGAAGUUGUUUUUCAGAACUGUGAUUUCCCUAUCUUGGGAAUAGUAAUAAAGACGACGCUAUUUCUUUAAUUUGUAGUAUA
Coffea eugenioides is the source of this 1515-nucleotide messenger RNA. RefSeq names its product protein PTST, chloroplastic. Lineage: Eukaryota; Viridiplantae; Streptophyta; Magnoliopsida; Gentianales; Rubiaceae. Bases 331 to 1170 code for a protein of 279 amino acids. The transcript has 10 exons. The record is from RefSeq and is a predicted model, not a curated record.